Molecule: messenger RNA, 2067 nt
Organism: Acytostelium subglobosum LB1
Lineage: Eukaryota; Evosea; Eumycetozoa; Acytosteliales; Acytosteliaceae
Exons: 5
Coding region: 1-2067 (688 amino acids)
Biological process (GO): proteasome-mediated ubiquitin-dependent protein catabolic process
Cellular component (GO): GID complex
Molecular function (GO): protein binding
Source: RefSeq, a predicted model, not a curated record
AUGGAUCAGAGAGCUUCAGAUGCAUUGGGUGUACUUGAGAAGUAUAUAAAUGAUAAACAAAAGGAUGUUAGUGCAGCUAUAACAGCAUCAAAGUACAUAAAGAAUACAAUCAUUGGCAAUCUAAAGAAUAAGAGACAAUUCAUUGAAUCGGGUGCUGUUGAGAUAUUCGUUAAGCUGUUGGAGAUUGAAAAGGAUGAGACAUUGUUGAUACAGAUAACAAGUAUUAUUGGUAGCUUUGCAUGUCGCUUGGACCAAGGUGCAUAUAAAGUGUAUGAUUCAAAUGCAGUACCAUUGUUGGUGGCAUUGUUGUCACAUUCAAAUCCAAAGUUGGUAGAGUCUACAGCGAGAUCACUCAAGAUUCUACUCUCUUAUCAUUAUCCAACUACAUAUAUCUUUGGCGACGAAGGUAUCAAAUUAUUGGUAUCACUCUGUCAACGACCACUUGAGUCCAUCAACGAGAUUGCCGCCACAAUAUUGGCUGGAGGAUGCGAGUUCUUAUUGGCACGUAGUCAAUCAUCUGAUUCCAAUAACAACAAUAACAACAACAACAAUAGUGACGACUCAUCAUCAAUGGACACAACAUCAUCAUCAUCGUCAUCAUCAACAACAUGUACAUUAACAUUGAGUCAAUAUCAAAACAAGGUACAUCAGUAUGGUGGAGUGGACUCUAUUGUCUCGAUACUGUUGGCAUCCAAGUCCAAGGUUCAAGAGACAUGUCUACACGCACUGGAACUAUUCACUCGUGACAACACAGACAUCUCAUCGUUCAUUGUUAAGCGAUCACCCGACAAUGCCGAGCUGAAAGCCAUCAUUCAACUCUCCCGUGACAACUCCCCCAAGACCAAGUUGUUGGCUGCAUCAUGCAUCUGUAACUUGUACAAAUGUAAAGUAUUGCCAGAAUCUUAUGAACAGAUCAUUGGAAAGAUAUUACCGACGAUUGUGAGAUUGAUGUCCCAGGAGGAUUCGAUAAAGGAGGAAGCCCCGGCAUUCAUUGCCAGGGUGAUCAGCGAGAAUGAGGAUCUGCAGCGAGUGGCCAGUGAAUGCGAGUCGAUCAGCACACUGGUAUCAUUCCUCAAGGACACGAGCAGCAGUGAGAGACUACAGGAGAACUCUUUGAAUGCUAUCGCCGUGCUGUGUAGUGAGCGCGACGAGAGCCGCAAGCAGGUCACCGACGCCAAGGUCAUCCCCAACAUAGUCGGCUUCCUUCAGAGCCACAACCAGGCGAUCCGCGCUGCCGCCUGUCGGUGCGCGCGCAGUCUGUCCCGCUCGAUCAAGCAGCUGCGAACAUCUCUCUACGACUCGUUGAUUGCAAAGAUGGUGCUGCGACUGUUGGACGACCCCUCGCUCGAGGUCAGGAUCUCUGCCACGGCCACCGUGUGCAACCUUGUGCUCGACUUUAGUCCGAUGAAGCAGAUGGCCAUCGAGGAAGGAGUAGUGCGCAAGUUGGCCGACUUCACGGCAACCACCGAGGAGCAUCAGCUGCGCUACAACGCUGCGUGGGCACUCAAGAACCUGCUGUUCAAGACAGACAACGCCACAAAGGAGCUGGUGCUCAAGGAGCUGACAUACGAGCGUCUGGUCGAGCUGCUCACCGACUCCAAGUCACAGAUCGUCAUACAGGCGCUGCAGAUCGUUCGUAAUCUCGCCUACCAAGACACUACCGACCUGAUAAGCAAGGAUAACAAGGGCACACAGCUCAUUGGCAUCCUCGAAGGAUGUCUCAACAGUGAUGUAAUCGAGGUGCUCAAACAGGCACUCUUCUGCAUCUGUAACAUAGCCAGCAACAAUGAGAAGCACAAGGAGACCAUCAUGGACAGCCAGAUAGUGUUUAAGCUUGGUGACUUCCUUACACACACGAACCCUGAGAUAAGGAUGGCGGCAACGUGGUGUAUAUGUAAUCUAUUGUUGGAAGGUGGUGGACAGAUGUCAAGGAUCAACAGGAUGAAGGAGUUGGGAUAUGACGAGAGGAUGAACAUGAUGUUGACAUGGGAUAGGAAUGAGGAGGUCAAGACAAGAGCCAAAGAAGCAUUGCGACUGUUUAGCAAGACCCCAACUCAAUACAAGUAG